Molecule: messenger RNA, 1376 nt
Organism: Homalodisca vitripennis (glassy-winged sharpshooter)
Lineage: Eukaryota; Metazoa; Arthropoda; Insecta; Hemiptera; Cicadellidae
Product: mediator of RNA polymerase II transcription subunit 15-like
Exons: 4
Coding region: 11-1264 (417 amino acids)
Source: RefSeq, a predicted model, not a curated record
UAAUUUACAAAUGAUUACUCAAUCAAUGUUGUUUAAUUGUCAUUGGAAUUCUCAACUGAGAGAUAAUGACUUUUUAUUACUGAAUCCAAAGCUAAAUUCCAAUGUUUCUCAUACAGCACAAUAUAAUCGAUUAAUUCAGUUUAGAUUAUUACUAAUUGGAAGUGUACGUGAUAGCAGUUCAAGAAAUCAGUUACUCAAUGGUUAUCCUGAGCACUUCCUGACUACUAGAAUAGUAACGCUCGCGGGGGCGGGUCGGUAUUUAAGGAGAGAACACUUUCCCUCCUGCUACCAUAACGAAACCAUGGAUCAACGGUGGACGUUAUUGCAGGUGGUCCUGCUGUCACUGGUGUCUGUAGCAUUGUGUCAGACAAACUUCCAGACCUCUCAAAGGUUUUCAUCCCCCACUCAAACUCAGCACUAUCAGCAAGAUCAGCAGUAUCAGCAAGGGCAGCAGCAGUUCCAGUCUGACGUCCCCAGGUUUAGCGCACCAGCCAUACGUAAACCUGUAGUGACCGGUCAACAACCGCAGUUGAGACAGCCUACACGCACCCAGCCUGCGCUGAGACAGCCACAGAGGCAGCAGUUUGAGCAGCAAUACCGACCUCAGCCUGUUCAACCUCAGCCUGUACAACCUCAGCCUCAGCAGCAAGUGAUAUCGCAGCAGCAGUUUUUUGACCAGCCCCAGACCAAUACUCAGCCCGGACAUUUCCUGAACGCUCAGCCUGUCCCCGUGGAGACCCCCAGGAGACCACAGACCAAUGUAGCUCCUGCUCCUGUGAGGAACCUGGACACCGUGGGGUCGACCAUCGGCCAGAACCUGAAGCCCAAGUCCAAGAGCACCUACGAUGCGGAACUGAUUCGUCAUCAAGCGGAGAACGCCAGGUACUCAUUCUCUGCUGCAGUGUCCGAUGGCAUCAGUGAUAACGAGCACAUCAGAGAGGAGACCAGGGACGGACUCAAGCUGAAGGGAGUCUACUCGUACUCGGAUGGAUACUUCAAGCGAACUGUCCAUUACCAGGCUGAUGAGAAUGGAUACAGAGUUGUCAAAGAAGAUGUGGAACCAAUUGGAGAUGGGCCCCAGGUGAACCCGUACAAUGGAAGGGCUGAAGUGUCAUCCAACAUCGAGGGUAACGUACUGCAAUACUCAGUCACUCCUGAUGACUUCUACAACCGACAUCUUCAUCAGCAGCAACAGACUCAGAGCGGCAAGAGAACUCAGCAGCAACAGCAGCACGCUACUCAGCAGAUAGAGCAGCAGUUCUGAUUGGCUGCUUCUAAACCUCCCUUACUUACAAUAACUCAGUGUGAUAUAACGAUUUGACUCAACAUUACAAAGUGUAAAUAUAUUGUAAUUUCAGUACAAAUUUUCUUUCUGA